AUGGCAUGGCUUGCUAGAUCCAUUGCGAAUUCACUGAAGAUCGAUGAAGACGAUGAUGAUGGAAAGGAAAAGAUCAAGUCGAAUUCGAAUGAAGAUUCCGGUUCCGAUAAACCGUCUUCGCCGUCGGUGCUGGCAGCACAGUCUCCACGAGGCGUGAAGGAAGAUAUCUCUGAGCUCACCAAGACCUUCAGAAGCCAGCUAUGGGGUGUGGCUUCUUUCCUCGCGCCGCCGCCUGAUUCUUCCGAUCUUCCGGAGAAGAAUCAGACGGGAGAUCAUGUGGAUGAGACUCGGAGGUCUUCGGAUCUAAAGGAGGGUGAUGAGGAUCUGAUUGCUGGGAUCAGGAAUGAUAUUGUUGAGAUCGGAGGUAGAUUCAGGACGGGAAUCUCGAAGAUCUCCGGAAACAUACCGGUAUCGGGGCUUACGAAGAUCGCUUCGAAUUUCUUGCAAUUGGGAACGGACGGUGCUGAUUCGAAAGAGCUCGAUGUUGGAGAUGCGAUUGGUGUGACGGAGGAAGUAGUUGGAUUCGCGAGGGAUCUUGCUUUGCAUCCUGAGACGUGGCUUGAUUUCCCCUUCCCUGACGAGGACGAUAACUUUGAUGACUUUGAAAUGACUGAUGCUCAAUAUGAGCACGCGCUGGCCGUGGAUAGGCUUGCGUCGAGUCUGGCUGCUUUGAGGAUUGAACUUUGCCCAGCGUACAUGAGCGAGAUGUGCUUCUGGAGGAUUUACUUUGUACUUGUGCAUCCUAAAUUCAGCAAAGAGGAUGCUUUGCUUCUCUCAACUUCUCAGGUACUUGAAUCAAGAGCACUGUUAUCUCACGAGUUGCUGCAUAAGAGAAACAAAGCUACUGUGACGGUGCCAGAGGGUAGUGAUACAGGAGCUGGUGAUGUGACUGUGGAACCUCUUUCUCUGCCUGUUAAUCCUUCACCGGAACCAGAACCAAAACCAGAACCAGCGCCAGUGAAAACCAUUAUUGUCGAAGCAAUAGAUUCGAUUGAGAAAGCUGAGUUUGUGACAGAGAAGCACCCAAUCGAGAGCAAGGAGGUACAAAUUGUGGACAAGCCUGUCAUUGAAGAAAGACCAGCACCAGCUCAACAUGACAAGCCGGUGCAGAGCCCAGUCACUGGUUCUUCGCCUAGAGUUAUUGAUGUGCAAGUAGAUGAUGAUGUUGAUGAUUGGUUGAAGGAUGAAGAUAAUGCAGGAACUGUUACUUCCACCGGAGCCACCAAACAUGUUGUGGAUGAGGACGAAGACGUAUCGUUCAGUGAUCUUGAAGAAGAUGAUGACGUACCUGUGAGUUACAAGAAAUGA
Messenger RNA from Microthlaspi erraticum, 1308 nucleotides. Lineage: Eukaryota; Viridiplantae; Streptophyta; Magnoliopsida; Brassicales; Brassicaceae. The record is from the annotation of a GenBank genome assembly.